Mobula hypostoma (lesser devil ray) is the source of this 889-nucleotide messenger RNA. RefSeq names its product ribosomal protein L6 (gene rpl6). The record is from RefSeq and is a predicted model, not a curated record. Bases 17 to 844 code for a protein of 275 amino acids. The transcript is spliced from 6 exons. Gene Ontology annotation, molecular function: structural constituent of ribosome; RNA binding. Gene Ontology annotation, biological process: ribosomal large subunit assembly; cytoplasmic translation. Gene Ontology annotation, cellular component: ribosome; cytosolic large ribosomal subunit. NCBI's taxonomy places the organism in Eukaryota, Metazoa, Chordata, Chondrichthyes, Myliobatiformes, Myliobatidae.
UAAAUCUUUUUGCUAGAUGGCAGGGGAAACAAAGGAGCCGGCAGCGGGGGAGAAAAAGGAGCCAGUGGCAGGCGAGAAGAAGGAACAGAAGAAACCUCGCCGCCAUUGUAGCCGCAACCCUGUGCUGGCCAGGGGCAUCGGCAGAUAUUCUCGCUCUGCCAUGUUUGUCAGAAGGGCCAUGUACAAACGCAAAUACAAGGCUCCUGAAACCAAGGUUGAAAAGAAGUUGAAGGAAAAGAAGCCCUUCACCAUCACCAAACCUGUUGGGGGAGACAAGAAUGGUGGUACUCGAGUUGUCAAAAUCCGUAAGAUGCCACGGUAUUAUCCCACUGAAGAUGUUCCCCGCAAAAGGCUCAGCCAUGGUAACAAACCUUUCAGCCAGCACAAAAGACGUCUGCGAAAAUCCAUCACUCCAGGAACAGUUCUUAUCCUGCUGACUGGUCGCCAUAGGUGUAAGCGUGUAGUUUUCCUGAAGCAGCUCGACAGUGGCUUGCUGCUGGUCUCUGGCCCUCUGAUUCUUAACCGUGUUCCACUGCGACGAGUUCACCAGAAAUUUGUCAUUGCUACAUCUACAAAGAUCGAUCUGUCUACCGUGAAAAUUCCCAAGCACCUGACUGACUCCUACUUCAAGAGGAAGAGGCUGCGCAGGCCCAAACACCAAGAAGGAGAGAUCUUCGACACUGAGAAAGAGAAAUAUCAGCUAACAGAACAGCGGAAGAAGGACCAGAAAGCUGUGGAUUGCCAACUCAUGUCUGUUAUUAAAAAGGUCCCCCAGCUUCGUGGUUAUCUCCACUCAAUGUUCUAUUUGUCGAAGGGUGUUUACCCACAUAAAUUGGUCUUCUAAGCAAGCCAUAAAAGUUGACAUUUAUUAAAACUGGUAUUUCAGUAA